This is a messenger RNA of Penicillium hordei, 678 nucleotides long. RefSeq lists its product as uncharacterized. The transcript has a single exon. NCBI's taxonomy places the organism in Eukaryota, Fungi, Ascomycota, Eurotiomycetes, Eurotiales, Aspergillaceae. Bases 1 to 678 code for a protein of 225 amino acids. The record is from RefSeq and is a predicted model, not a curated record.
AUGGUGAACUCCACCGCCAGAGCAGGCCCUCCGUUUGGACCCCCCAUUGGUCAUCCCAUUGGCCCCGCUACAGAGCCUCUGGUUGUCUUCGUUGCUCGUGGCGCUCCCACUCCCACAGCCAUCGAGCUCGGCCAGCUGAAGCACUAUCUUCGUCCCGCUCUAGGCGAACUCCAGGAAGUGUUUGAGAACAAGUAUGGGGAGCUUGAAGGCCGUUCCUACUGGUACUGUCCAUUGAUUCACAAAUCGAUCACCCCACUUGAGCCCGGUAGCGACUCGUUCCGGUCCCUGACUGAAUUCCUUGUGUAUGGCCGAGCCUACGGCCGCGACAUCAUGUUUGUCACGAACCACUGGGACUCCAUCACCUCUGACGGACCGAGCUUUGCCAAUAUCUUUAAGGAUUUCACCGACGUCAACGUGACUAUUCGCGUCCACGGCACGAUUUCGGUCGAUCACGUUGCCGAAUUCCAUAAUAUCGACGCACACCGAGUCAGCGCCCACUACCAAGGCUUGAUCAAGCUGGAGGAACAGUAUGUCAUUGAUGAUGCACUGCGUUACGUGGUCAGAGUUGAAGAAGUCCGCGCUGUCAGGAUUGGAGUUGAGGAGUCGGUUAGCCUGAUGGUGGAAUUGACAGGCCAACCUGAGACAGAGCUGUUGGAGCGAGUGUUGUGGAUGCUUUGA